CCAUGCUGACGUGCAGGAUGAGCGGCCCUCAGGUGAAAGUAUUUGGGAAAGCAAUCCAAACUCUAGCACGAGUGAGUGAUGAGCUGUGGCUAGACCCAUCUGAGAAAGGUCUUGCUCUAAGAGCUGUGAAUUCUUGUCAGUCCACAUAUGGAUAUGUCCUGUUCACUCCCGUGUUCUUUCAACAUUAUCAGUGGUCAGCCUCCAUGACAACAAACGAUAGUGAUUCACCACAGAACUUAAACUGCAAAUUGGCUAUCAAGUCAAUUCUGCCCAUCUUUAGAUGUGUGACUUCUCUUGAAAGAAAUGUAGAGAUGUGUAAAAUAUUCACCAGGCCUGAUAAGUGCAGAGUUGUUAUUCAGUUCUUCUGCAAACAUGGCAUUAAAAGAACUCAUAAUAUGCGUUUUCAAGAAAGUCAGCCUUUGAAAAUUAUUUUGGAAAACAGCACCUGUACUAAUACACUGGUGAUUCAGCCAAGAUUGCUUGCUGAAGCAAUUCUUCUUUUAACAUCAAGUCAAGAAGAAGUUACCUUUGCUGUUACUCCAAUGAAUUUUUGCCUCAAGAGUUUAUAUGAAGAAUCAGUGGAUUUGACCAGUUCUGUGUACAGUGAGAUGUUUUUUGGUCCAGAAGAGUUUGAAUUCUUUCAGGUUGGAUUUGAUACUGAAAUAACAUUUUGCUUCAAAGAACUAAAGGGAAUACUGACAUUUUCAGAAGCUCUUCGUGUUCCUAUAGCCAUCCAGUUUGACUUUCCUGGGAAACCGGUUGUUUUAAGUGUCAACGAUAUGCUACUGGAAGCUAACUUUAUCUUGGCUACGUUAGCUGAUCACUCCAGUGGAGCGUCUUCACCACAGUCACCAUGUCUUUCCCAGGUCCAGGAAAGGUCAGAUCCAACAGGGUCAAGCGCAAAGGCUGGUGAAGGUAGAGCCAGCCAGGUCCCGGAGAGUAUCUCGAGAACAGCACGCAAGAGGCUGUUUCCUAAGGAGCCUUCUGCCAGCGACUUUGCACUGAAGAACUGUGACAGCUAUGUGACCAAGAGAGCUAGUGCCAACAGAGACAAUAUCUGUGAGGUGCCAGGAAGCAUUGUCAGCACAGAGGAAGGGCCAGGCUGCUCACAGUUCAGGAAGUUUUCUUCCAUGUUCUUUGGAGCAGUUUCCUCUAAACAGCAAGAAUCCUUCAACCACCCUUUGGACUGUCUGGCAGUUGCAAGCGACAGUGAAGAGGACGUUUCCACAACUUAA
This is a messenger RNA of Jaculus jaculus (lesser Egyptian jerboa), 1235 nucleotides long. It is a transcript of the gene Rad9b, whose product is annotated as RAD9 checkpoint clamp component B. Gene Ontology annotation, cellular component: checkpoint clamp complex. The record is from RefSeq and is a predicted model, not a curated record. Lineage: Eukaryota; Metazoa; Chordata; Mammalia; Rodentia; Dipodidae. The transcript is spliced from 11 exons. The coding region runs from base 3 to 1235 and encodes 410 amino acids. Gene Ontology annotation, biological process: mitotic intra-S DNA damage checkpoint signaling; DNA replication checkpoint signaling; DNA repair.